AGGCUAAGAAGCUAGGAUGUCUCAAUCAAAGAGAAGUGUUUCCGGCGUAUGGCAAUUCUUCUCAGUACCAGAUCCCGGAGCGAAUCCACAUUUGGCAGAAUGCAAGGAGUGCUCUGCUUCGAUCAGACGAGGAAAACCAGGUCAAUCGGCCAAGGACUACCAGGUAACGAGUUUGUGGGAUCAUCUAAAACAUAAGCAUCCCUUAAAACACAAGGAAGCAACUGCCAUACGUGAUCAACAGAAGGCAAAAAGACAGAAGUCUCAAGAAGCCGAGGCUGAGCGGAGAUCCAUGUAUCAACUAACAGCAGCUAAUCAGCCCACGAUUGGACAAGUCUUGAGCGGCGCUACAUUUACGAAAAUGACGGCGGAACGUCAGAAAGAUCUAGAGAAGUUGCUCUUAAAAUGGAUGACAGAUCAGAUGCUUCCCUACACGACUGUUGAGAAUGAGCAUUUUCAACAUUUUGUUCACGGUUUGAACAAGAAGUUUUCAAUUCCAUCAGAAAAGGUGAUACGCACAAAACUGUUUCCAGACUUGUAUAACAGAGUACAGUUUAAACUAAAGAGUUUCAUCGAUGACAACCUGAAAGGAGCUGACUACAGUCUUACCUGUGAUGUUUGGUCGUCAAAAGCUUUGGAUUCCUAUCUCGGAGUCAUUAUACACUUUGUAACAAACGAUUUCCAAAGAAAAGUAGUUGUUCUACGUUGCCUUCCAUAUAACCGCGCACAUAGCGGUGACUCAAUCAAGACUAAUGUGUCAUUUGUUCUGCGCUCGUGGGGUUUGUCGGAAGAUAAGCUGCAUUGCGUCAUUAGCGACACCGCAUUGAACAUGAAGAAAGGACUGUCGGCCUGGACUUGGAUAGGAUGUUUUCUUCACAUCCUGAAUUUGAUUGUGAAGAAUUCAAUAUUUACACAAAGCGGAGUGCAAAGAUUGAUCAAGAAGAUCAAAAACUUGAUCAAGGAGUUCAGAACCCCUACCGGGAAGCGUCUACUUAACGAGAACCAGAUAAAAGAUUCAACGCUACUACGACCUGUGGACACGAGGUGGAAUAGUUAUUAUAUGAUGUUUGACGUGUUCCAGAGCAAAAAGGCAGCUAUCACCGUAACAGCUCAAAAUACGGACUUAUCGUUGUCUGCAUCACAACAGAUGACUCCUCACGAUUGGGACCUUCUUACCAAGGUUAUAGUCCUAUUGAAGCCAUUCUUCAUCACAACUAAAGCUGCUGAGGGGGACCGAGUUUCUGUUUCGGAGGUCAUUCCAAACAUUAAAAAACUGGAUUACGAGAUCAGAAGUAUGUCACUGAGUGGAUUAGGAACUCUAAAAGCUACGCUGCUCUCUGAGAUGGAACGGUACUUCGUAACCAAGUACGAUGUAGAGAAGAAGCCCCAAUACUCAAUAGCGACUCUUUUAGACCCACGCUUUAAAGCAGCAGCCUUCUCCACGAAAGUCAAUGCCGCACUAGCUAAGCAGAUACUGAUUGACGAGAUUUGUACCAGGAUUCAGUCUUCACCACCGCAAGUUCCGGUAACUGAUGUUUCUGAUGACCCUUCAAUAGUACAGUCUUCUGGCUCAACAUGGGCAGCAAUCCUGGAUAGUACCUCACAGUCUGAAGAAGACGACGAAUUCGAAGAAAAUAGUGAGAAGAUAAGGAGGGAAGCUAACAGAUACUUAAAAGACUCACGAGUUGAUUUAUCAUUUGAACCAUUAGUUUACUGGAAAGCUAAUAAGCAGAGAUAUCCGAACCUUGCUGAGUGUUCAAGGAAAUAUCUAUCUGCGCCGGCGAGUUCAGCAGCACCAGAAAGAUUGUUUUCUACAGCAGGGCACAUCCUGAAGUUAAAUCGCCUCAGCCUUAAGCCAACAAACUUUGAGGGGUGCUUGUUUCUCAAAAAGAACAUCGGAACAUUUGGGGACAACUUCGGCCCCUGUCCAGAUGAAUUCGAAGCCCCAAAUAAAGAUGACUGUCCCCCUUCUGAGCUGUGCACAGACGAUUAUUCUGAUUCAGAGUGCUCAGAUAUUGUAAUUUCAUCAGACGAUGAAUCUUAGACUAUGAUAUUUUUAGUUUUGUGUCCUGGUCAAUUGGUCGUUUUAUUUUCAAUUUU
This is a messenger RNA of Bolinopsis microptera, 2097 nucleotides long. Its product is annotated as zinc finger BED domain-containing protein 4-like. Gene Ontology annotation, molecular function: protein dimerization activity; DNA binding. NCBI's taxonomy places the organism in Eukaryota, Metazoa, Ctenophora, Tentaculata, Lobata, Bolinopsidae. The record is from RefSeq and is a predicted model, not a curated record. The transcript is spliced from 7 exons. Bases 17 to 2041 code for a protein of 674 amino acids.